This is a messenger RNA of Fomitopsis serialis, 1420 nucleotides long. RefSeq lists its product as uncharacterized. The transcript has 8 exons. Bases 363 to 1223 code for a protein of 286 amino acids. Lineage: Eukaryota; Fungi; Basidiomycota; Agaricomycetes; Polyporales; Fomitopsidaceae. The record is from RefSeq and is a predicted model, not a curated record.
UUUUGACUCUCCGCGACACGACUUGUCGAUCGUCACUGGACCGUCUUGCCAUAUACUCCCUGCCACUGGUCACCAGUUCCGACAGAUCUCACAUUUGAGUUGAGCUAUUGUGAUGGAGUCGGCGCGUAUCGAUGCGGGGGAGGCGGUGGAGUUGCGCGGACACGUCGUGAACUGCGUGGCAGAUCGCUUCCGUAGUUCGCGCCUGUUCGCGCUCCAUUGAUUCCGUGCACACGCGCAUGGGCUGACCUGGUUGUGAUCACUCUCCCACUUUCCGAGCCGGCACUCGCUCGACAGGCUGCGUACCCCGUCCUCCCUUCGACAGCGGGCUGUCGCACACUAAUUGAACACUCACGACGGCAACCAUGCACUCCGGGGAGUCUUCUAGCACGACGCUCACUGCCGAGUACCCGAGCGAACAACCAGCCCCCACGUCUCCGGUUCAACAGCCCGCACCGUCAAAGCGCCCGCGCCCGCCUGUCGCGGGCGAUCGUACCGAGCCUGAGAGCAAGCGUCUCGGGCCCUCGUCCGGCGCACGAGCCAAUCCAGGUGACCGCAGCGCGGUCAAGGCCGUCACUCGGGGCGCUGCACUCGCUGCGAGACGCGCGCAUCUGGUGGCCCUCGGGCGCGACCUGGAGGCCUGCCAGGAAGACAUCGCGCAGACGAACGAGCGGCUCGCUCGGUGCGAGGUCCAGCUGUCUGAGACGGUGACGCCGCGCGGGGACGCAGACGCCGAGCUGGCGGACGUGCGGGCUCUGAUCGGCGAGGGGCAGGUGCUCCUGGCCGAUAUGACCGCGGAGCGAGACAAGCUCGCGCAGGAGGCAGCGACGGAUGUGAUACAGGCCCUGCAUGACAAAAUCGCUUUGGAGAGGUUACGACAAGUCCGGGCAGCGCAAGCGGUCACUGUUGGUAAGCAUAUUGGGGUGCUUCUCUGGAGCGGGUGCUCACAAAGCCUGUUAGUUCCCCUCCACGACCGGCCGCCUAUCGACUUCAAUCGGCUUGCGUCGACGCAAGCCGAGGUCGAUAGGCGGCCGGUCGCGGAGCGGAACAUCCAGAGUGAGCACGAUCAAGGAUGCGUGCUCAUGAAUGCUGACCACGAGCGACGAGCAGUCAUGUGCGAGAGGUUCGCCCGGGAAAUGUGGGAUCUGAUGGAUGAGAGGCUUGAUGAGCUGCCCCCUUUGCCGGCGGCUGGAGGCGCUCACGCUGCACUAGCAGCCGGAGGAUGAGCGCGCUGUUCGCAAGCGCAAGGCAAGCUCUGCCCCACCUUGUUGUCUGCCUGGGAGAGGCCUUCGCUGGGAGUCGAGGAGCAUCCUCACGCGGCAGGAUGGGGUGAGCGCGACGAUUGCUCACCUAUAGCGUCGGUGUGGAUGUUUUCAUCCAGCUCGCCGUCGGUGUGUUCAGUGCCCGAUUGAUAUACGUUGUA